AAGUGGACUCGAGAGGAAGAAAGUAGCAGGGUUGGUGGGGAUAAAUAGAUUUCCGGAGGUUUUAAGUGCGGAUUAACAGAAGUUUUUGUGGCGUGUGUUGUCCAGCGUGGACUCAGAGGUUUUAGUGACUUCACCUGAAGGAGUUAGCUUCUCUGCUGAGCCCGACCUGUCUGUGGUGGGGCAGAAGGUGGCUCUAGAUGCGUGAGCCUCGGGGCUUCUGGUAAAAGAAAACGCCUGAGAAAGCCGGUCUGCGCUCUUCUUCGGUGGCAGCCUUAGAGAAGAGCUGAUGCCUUAGUGGCUUAUCAUGGCCCAGCGGGCAGUGUGGCUCAUAAGCCACGAACCGGGAACUCCACUUUGUGGCACCGUCAGAUUCUCCAGACGGUAUCCAACUGUUGAAAAAAGAGCCAAAGUCUUCAAUGGAGCAAGUUAUGUGCCUGUUCCUGAAGAUGGUCCCUUCCUUAAAGCACUGCUUUUCGAACUGAGAUUAUUGGAUGAUGAUAAGGACUUUUCGGAGAGUCGUGAUAGCUGUUCACACAUCAAUAAAACAUCCAUUUAUGCACUCCCAGUAGGAGGUGAAGAACUCUGGCCAGUUGUUGCUUUCUUGAAGAAUGGCAUGAUAUACGCUUGUGUUCCACUGGUGGAACAAACUUUAUCCCCUCGUCCACCAUUAAUUAGCAUUAGUGGAAUUUCACAAGGCUUUGAACUUCUUUUUGGGGUACAGGGUUUUCUUUACUCAGGUCAAAAAAAUGACAGUGAGCUAAAUACAAAAUUGAGCCAGUUGCCCGACUUGCUUCUACAGGCUUGUCCCUUUGGCACUUUGUUAGAUGCCAACUUACAAAAUUCAUUGGAUAGUAUUAAUUUUGCUUCUGUUACUCAUCCACAAAAACAGCCAACCUGGAAAGCUGGAACAUACAAAGGAAAACCACAGGUUUCUAUUUCUAUCACUGAAAAGGUAAAAUCCAUGCAAUAUGAUAAACAGGAUAUAGCAGAUACAUGGCAAGUCAUUGGAGUUGUCACUUGCAAGUGUGAUUUAGAAGGAAGUAUGCCAAAUGUUACCAUCAGCUUGAGUCUCCCCACCAAUGGAUCUCCACUUCAGGAUAUUCUGGUUCAUCCUUGUGUGACAUCUCUCGACUCUGCCGUUCUGACUUCUAGUAGCAUUGAGGCAGCGGAUGAUUCUGUUAGUGGGCCUUACAAAUUUCCACUCACUCCACCUUUAGAGUCAUUCAACUUAUGCUACUACACUUCUCAGGUCCCUGUGCCACCAAUUUUGGGUUUUUAUCAGUUAAAAGAGGAAGAAGUACAACUAAAAAUAACAGUUAAUUUAAAACUGCAUGAAAGUGUGAAAAAUAGUUUUGAAUUCUGUGAAGCUCAUAUACCUUUUUACAACAGAGGUCCAGUCACACAUGUGGAAUACAAAGUUAGUUUUGGCCAGCUUGAAGUAUUUCGAGAGAAAAGCUUAUUGAUCUGGAUUAUUGGACAGAAGUUCCCAAAAUCAAUGGAAAUUAGUCUUUCUGGAACUGUAACUUUUGGAGCCAAGAGCCAUGAAAAGCAGCCAUUUGACCAGAUUUGCAUUGGAGGUACAGCAUAUUUAAAGCUUCAUUUUAGGAUCUUAGAUUACACACUCACUGGGUGUUAUGCGGAUCAGCAUUCAGUUCAAGUUUUUGCAUCAGGAAAACCAAAAAUAAGUACAUACCGGAAACUAAUUUCUUCUGACUAUUACAUCUGGAAUUCUAAAGCUCCUGCUCCAGUAACAUAUGGAUCAUUAUUACUGUAAUUGUCUCAUGUUUAAAUGGGAUUUAUACAACAGUAACAUAAAUUAAAUCACAGUCUUUUAUUUUUAAUAUGUAUGCAUAUAACCUAUGAGUGAAAAUCAUUGAUUUAAUUACAAAAUGCUCUUGUUCAGUGUUUUUAGUCUGAUCUACUUUGAAAGAACAUUUUAAAGACUAAUGUAUCCAAUUUCAUUACCCUUUGAUUUUGCUCAAGUAUGUUUUCAGAGCAUAAAAUGUAGUGAUUCACUUUCAGCUUAUUCUAGACUAGUCUUGGGUUAUCCUGCCAUACAUGUUUCUUCCUGCCCCUGUGGCAGACAUGGCUAAUCAGUCACAGCCCUCUUUCUCCACUGAGCCUUCCUGGAUAUGGGCUCAGGCUCCUCAGUGCAGAGCUGCAGGCAGCUACUCCCAAUGGAUUGUAGAUGGCAUGCAAGAUAAAAAACUAUUUGCUCUUCCAAACCUAAGUGCUAAGUGCUAGUACAAUGUGUUGUUACAGAAUACCAGAGACCACAUGAGAAACAACUUUGUAAAUCUCUUGAGAAAACAGCUGAUGAAAAUGAAAGAAAAUUGUUAAAAUAGUAAGCUGUUUUUAAUCAGAACUAUCCUCCGGACUAAUAAAGAAUCUGCAUAAUUCUA
This is a messenger RNA of Balaenoptera musculus (blue whale), 2402 nucleotides long. RefSeq names its product adaptor related protein complex 5 subunit mu 1 (gene AP5M1). NCBI's taxonomy places the organism in Eukaryota, Metazoa, Chordata, Mammalia, Artiodactyla, Balaenopteridae. Gene Ontology annotation, cellular component: cytosol; lysosome; AP-type membrane coat adaptor complex. The record is from RefSeq and is a predicted model, not a curated record. Gene Ontology annotation, biological process: endosomal transport.